This is a messenger RNA of Glycine soja, 1524 nucleotides long. Its product is annotated as apoptosis-enhancing nuclease-like. The coding region runs from base 181 to 1281 and encodes 366 amino acids. The record is from RefSeq and is a predicted model, not a curated record. Gene Ontology annotation, molecular function: 3'-5' exonuclease activity; nucleic acid binding. Gene Ontology annotation, cellular component: nucleus. NCBI's taxonomy places the organism in Eukaryota, Viridiplantae, Streptophyta, Magnoliopsida, Fabales, Fabaceae. Gene Ontology annotation, biological process: rRNA processing. The transcript is spliced from 7 exons.
UAAAAAAAAAAGUAAUAGUUAUAAUUUUAGAAAAAUUAAUUUCAAGAGAACAAGAUAUGCUGAAUUGGAGCAUUUACCUUAAAAAAUUUCUCGGUGGCGUUUUGACUUGAAACAGUCGCUGCUGCGUCUUCUUCUUCUUCAUCCGUGGCGUUAGGGUUUUGGUCGAAGUAGCCGUUCCCCAUGGACGCCGAAGCGGACCCUCCUCAAAACCCUAUCACAAGACACAAAUGCUUGGCAUGCUAUAAGCAAUAUAAGAAGAAAGAGCAUCUUAUUGAGCACAUGAAAACUUCGUAUCAUUCUGUUCAUCAGCCAAGAUGCGGGGUCUGUCAAAAGCACUGCAAAUCUUUUGAGUCUCUGAGGGAACAUCUUACUGGUCCUUUGCCAAGAGGAAUUUGUUCAAAGAUUUUCUCUCAACAGGGCUGUCAACUUUGUCUAGCACUAUUUGAUAGUCCCGGGUCUCUCAUUGGUCAUAGAGAAACAUGUCGCUUAUCUGCCCCUACUUGUCCAGGAACAAGUGCAUUGCCCUAUAUAGAUUCCCAGUUUGAUUGUCAAGAUUCUUCUGAUGAAAACCAUGCUGGGGAGGGCCCUGGAGGAGCAGUUGCAAUAGACUGUGAAAUGGUUGGUGGUGGAAGUGAUGGUUCUCUGGAACUUUGUGCUAGAGUGUGUUUGGUUGAUGAAGAUGAGAGAUUAAUCUUUCAUACAUAUGUACAGCCUGAAAUACCUGUUACUAAUUACAGAUAUGAUAUAACUGGAUUGACAGAAGAGCAUCUCAAAAACGCCAUUCCACUAAAGAAAGUUCGAGAAAAGCUACUGCAAAUUCUACAGAAUGGGGAAUCCAUUGGCAAAGUUAGACUGGAUGGUGGAAAGGCCAGGCUUCUUGUGGGGCAUGACUUAGCACACGAUUUAGAUUGCUUAAAAAUGAAUUAUCCUGAUCAUAUGCUGAGAGACACUGCAAAGUAUCGUCCUUUGAUGAAAACAAAUUUGGUCAGCCAUUCGCUCAAGUAUCUCACCCGAACAUAUCUUGGUUAUGAUAUCCAAUCCGGCACUCAUGACCCUUAUGAAGAUUGUAUUUCUGUCAUGAGACUAUACAAGAGAAUACGAUCUCAACUUCAUCCGGAGGAAGACCAUGGAACAAUGACUCUGAGUAACAACAUUGUUGGCAUGCCUGAUAGCUGGAUAUCUAGGGAACUUGACAACCUCACACCAGAUGAACUUUAUGCCAUGUCAAGAUCAGAUUAUAAGUGUUGGUGCUUGGAUUUGAUACCAAGAUUGUCAGCCUGAAUUAUUGAUCUUUGCAUUUGUCCAUAACAUAUCAUAAGCAUAUUUCUUCAAGAACCAUGGGAAUGGAGCAUUUGCAAUGAUAUUCUCUGUGCAUAUCUUUCUAUGCAUCGAGUUAUCUUCCGGACAAGAAAAUUAUGAGAAAAGAUAGGGGUGCUUAAUGAUGGAGCUUUUGUAAAUAUUUAGAACGCUUUGUUCAAAUCACAUGCCCUUGUUUAGAAUGAAGACUUACCUACCUUCUCAUUA